Molecule: messenger RNA, 1570 nt
Organism: Chrysoperla carnea
Lineage: Eukaryota; Metazoa; Arthropoda; Insecta; Neuroptera; Chrysopidae
Product: protein arginine methyltransferase NDUFAF7 homolog, mitochondrial
Exons: 5
Coding region: 58-1341 (427 amino acids)
Biological process (GO): mitochondrial respiratory chain complex I assembly
Cellular component (GO): mitochondrion
Molecular function (GO): protein-arginine omega-N symmetric methyltransferase activity
Source: RefSeq, a predicted model, not a curated record
UUGCAAAUAAAAAUAAUUCAAAAUUUCUAAAUGGUAUAAAAAUAAAUUUCUGUAAAAAUGUUACGGAAAAUUUUAUCGCAUACACCCAAGCAAUUUUAUUGUACAAUAGCAAAGAAUACUCAUAAAAAUGCAUUGAAUGAAACAAAUAAAUUAACUCGAGAACUGGCGGCACGAAUGAAAUUAACUGGCCCCAUAACAGUUGCUGAUUAUAUGAAAGAAGUUUUAACGAAUCCAUCAUUGGGUUAUUAUAUGAAUCGGGAUGUUUUUGGUGAGCGUGGUGAUUUUGUUACAUCACCAGAAAUGGGACAAAUGUUUGGGGAGUUGAUUGCUGUAUGGUUUAUAAGUGAAUUAGAAAAAAUAGGUGACCCAACUCCUUUGCAAAUAAUUGAACUAGGUCCAGGAAGAGGUACAUUAGCUGCAGACGUCUUAAGGGUAUUUCGUCACAUCCAAAAAGAUCGAUAUCCUUUUAUAAGUUUGCAUUUAGUUGAAGUUAGCCCGUAUAUGCGAGAAAUUCAAGCGAAAACAUUACGAGUGAGCCUGAAUGAAGAAUACUCAAUACAACACAAUACAAAAACAAAUAGUUCAAAUAUCGAAGUAAAUCAUUCGAAAACCGGUGUGACCCCGGAUGGAUUAUAUGUGUAUUGGUACGAUUCAAUUGAAGAUGUGCCUAAAAAUUUUUCUAUUUUGGUUGCACAUGAAUUUUUUGAUGUUUUACCAAUACAUAAAAUUAAGAAAACCGCAAAUGGUUGGCGUGAAAUAUUAAUUGAUUAUAGUGAAAAAGAUAAACAAUUUAAAUAUGUUUUAUCACCAACGGCUACAGCAAUAAGCUCAUCAAAAUUAAUCGACGAAUUACAUGAAGAUCGUAAUGAAUUUGAAAUAUCACCAAAAGCAUUAACGAUUAUUGAGCAUAUUGCAUCCAGAUUCGAAAAUGAUGGUGGUAUUGGAUUAAUUGUAGAUUAUGGGCAUAUGGGUGACAAACGUGAUACAUUUAGAGCAUACAAAAAACAUAAACAAUAUAAUCCGUUACUAAAUCCUGGAACAGCGGAUUUAACGGCCGAUGUGGAUUUUAAACAACUGAUAAAAUACGCUACCAAAGAUCAAAAACUCUUAGCAUUUGGACCAGUGACACAAAGUGCAUUCUUAAAUUCAUUAGGUAUUAAGAUACGUUUAGAUAUGCUAAUUAAAAAUGCCAAAAAUCAACAACAAAUCGAUUCAUUGAAGCAAGCGUACAAAGUGAUGACUGAUGCCGAUCAAAUGGGUGAACGUUUUAAAUUCAUUUCACUAUUUCCUAGUAUACUCGGCGAGCAUUUAAAAAAAUUUCCAGUUGCCGGAUUUCAAUAAGAAAAAUCAUCAUAUUGUGUUCUUUGUUAAAUUAGGGCCAUUUUAAUAUGGGAUUCCUUUUCCUCCUAGAGCAAAACGUAAUAACGACUUUUUUUCGAUUAAGGUUUCUAAUCUUAAGAAUUUGAAUGUGAAGUAUUCACUCCUUAAGGAUCAUGAAAUUAUUAAAAAAAUUAUAAGAAUAAAUUUAUAACAUUGCGAGGAUAAAUUUGCUCAUUUUAUAUUCGUUCAC